AUGGAUAUUAAAGAAGAACUUGCUUUUUUUAAAGAAUAAGUAGCAUAGUUGAAGGUGGUUACUUAUGAAAAAGUAAAAGAAACACAAGAAAAAGAAAAGUAAUUAGAAGAAAAGAAGCAAGAAAUCAAGAAGCUCUAAAAAGAAUAGGAUGAUAUUUUGAUUUAACUAAGCACGAUUGAUUCUGAAAAAUAGGAAUUAGAAAAGGAACUUCAACAAUUAAAGGAAUAGCAAUAGCAGUCAUAGGGAAAUUCUUCAGAAUCUGAAGCUUUACAGCAAGAAUUAAACAAAUAGAAAGAUAAACACUCUGAGUUAGAGCUUGAAAUAAAUAAUUUGAAAGACACUAAUCAAAAACUAUAGGCUAAAAUAGAAGAAAUAUAAUCUCAUAAAUAUGAGGAAUAAAUAUAGCAAAAUGAAAAGAAAAUUGCAGAGCUCAAUAGUUAAAUUGAUAAGUAAGAUGAAGAAAAUAAAAGUUUGAAUGGCAAAUUACAAGAAUUAGAAAGCGAAAUAAAGUCUACUCAUUAAUAAAUUGCUUAAAAAGAAUAAGAUUUGCAAAAAUAAAAGGAGGAUAGUGAUAGUUUGUUGGAAAAAACCAAGUUAGAAUUAGAGGAAAAUAAAAAAUAGUUAGACAUAAAAAAUUAGGAAAUAAAUGAUGCUAACUAAAAAGUCAAUGACCUUGAAAAUAAACUUAAAGAUUCUGGGUCAACAAAUGAAGAAUUUUAAUUAAAAUAGAAAGAUUUAGAAGAUAAGAUAAGUCAAGCUGAUGAGACUAAAUAGGGUUUGUAAAAUAAAUUGUCAGAAUUAGAAAAAAAAUUAGAUCAGGCUUUAAAAGAAAAGGAAAAUGCAUAAAAAGAAUUAUAAGACUAACUUAAAAUGAAAGAGGAUGAAGUUGAAUAGUUAAAAAAAGAUUUAGACUAGCAAAAAUAAUAAUAAAUUUAGGAAGUUCAAAAUCUGAAGUAGGAUCAAAGUAAAGAAGUCCUUACUUUGUAAGAAAAAAUAGGAGUUCUAGAAAGCAAAGUUAGCGAAGAAACUGCUAGCAAAUAAAAACUUAUUGAAGAAGUUGAAUAAAAGGGGAAACAAGUAAGCUAGUUACAAGAUUAAAUUAAUUUGAUUAAAGAAUAAUCAAGUUCUGAUCAAGAUAAAUUGAUGGAACAAAAAAAUUAAGAGAUAAAAGAAUUGAAAGACCAAAUUGAAAAUAUAUAAUAAAAGAUAGAAGAAUAGACUAAUUCUUCUAAUUCUUUAAGCGAAGAGUUGAGUUAAGCUAAAGAGGAAUUAAAGAAAGCUCAAGAAUAAUUUUAGCUCUCUGAAAAAGAAAAACAGACUUUAAAAGAGUAAAUAAGUUAGUUAAAUUUAUAAAUUGAAGAAAAGUCAACUUAGAUUUAAGAAGUUCAAAAUGAGUUAAGUUAAAAAUUAAAUGAAAUAGCUUAAAAAGAUGAAAAAAUAAAGCAUUUGGAGUCAGAAAACACCAGCUCUUUAUCUCAAUCAGAAGAAUUAGGAAAAGAGUUCAAUGAAAUUAGAGAGCAAAUGAUUCAAAAAGAUUAAUAAAUUGAUAAUCUUAAUGUUAACAUACAAGCAAAAGAGAAAGAAUACAAUGAACAAUUAUAACUAAAAGAAAAAGAGUACUCCGAAAAAUUAGAUAAGAUAAAUGAAGAAAUAAAGAAUUUGAAUGAAGUUAUAUCUUAAUUAAAUGAAGAGAAUAAAAUAGCUAAAAUUUAGAUUGAAGAAUCCAAUAAAAGUAUUUAAAAGUACGAAAAUGAUAUUGAGGAGUUAAAAUAAAAUAUAGAAACUGAGAAGAAAUAAUCAGAAAAUUAAAUAACUGAGUUGCAAGAGAUUCAUAAGAAGUAAAUAGAAGAUAUAAAUAGUUAAAAUAUUGCAAAGAUUUAAGAAUUAGAAAACAAGAAUGUAAAUUAAGUUCAAGAAAUAAAUAAUUCUCAGGAUUAACUACACAAGCUGCAAGAAGAAAUAAAGAGUUUAAAUGAAUAAAUUGCAAAGUUAAAUGAUGAAAAUAAGAUUAUUAACAUUUAAUUAGAGGAAAGCACUAAGAGUAUUUAAAAGUAAAUUCAAGAUAUUAAGGAAUUAAGCGAAAAUUUAGAAACUUAAAAGUAAUCAGCUCAAGAGGAAAUAUAAAAACAAAAAAGUGAGUUGGAGGAACUUCAUAAAAAAUAAAUAGAAAGCAUUAAUAAUCAAAAUAAUACAAAGAUUUAAGAAUUAGAAAACAGCCAUUCUAAUAAAGUUGAAGAAUUAAACAAUUCCCACAAAAAAUUAAUUGAAGAACUUGAAGAUUCACACAAGAAAGUGACUGAAGAUAUAUAGCAUAAGAAUGCUCAUGAAUUAAAAAAAAUUCAAGAAAUUUUAAGUGAAACUUAAUAAAGAGAAAAGAGCCUCUAAGAAUAAAUAUCAUUACAUUCGAUGGGAGCAGAAUAAUAAGAAGUUGAGAGAUAGAAAAUUAUCAAGGAUUUAGAGAAUUAAAUUAAAGAGAAAGCAGAUUAAAUGAGAAAUUUAGAAGAUUAAAUUGAACUAUUGAAUGAUCAAAAUUCUAAAUAACAAGCAGAUAACGAAAAAUAGAACUUGUAAAUCUAAGAUUUAACAUAAAAGGAAGCUCAACAGUAAGAAACAAUAAAUAAAUUGAAAGCAGAUUUAGAAAAUGCAAAGUAAAUAGAAUUAAAUAUCAAUGAAUAAAAUGAAGCAUUCAAAAAAUAAUUAGAAGAAUCCAAAUAAAAUUUAAGCUAGCUUUAAAAGGAAUUAGAAGAAUCAUCAAAGAAUUUAUCAGAUUCAAAAGAAAACCAAAAUGAAGAAAUUCUUUCAUUGAAAAAACAAAUAGAAGAUCUCCUAAACUUAAAAACCGAACUUGAAACAUCGAAUAAUAAAAUAAAUACUCUAAACUAAGAAAUUGACGCUCUAAAAAAUGAAAAGUAACAAAAAGAAGAAGAAUAUUAAAAACAAAUUAACUCCCUCAAGGACCAAAGUAAAAAUAAUGAUAAUAAUAUUUAAUAAGAGACUGAAUUGCUUAAAUAAUAAAAUAAAAAACUAGAAGAGCAAUUGAAAGAAUUAAAAGAUUCGGAAUUACAAAUUUUGGAAGAAAUAUAAAACAAAGAAAAAGAGGUUGAUGAUUUUAAAUAAAUAAACGAAUAAUAGUUAAAUGAAAUCAACUAAUUAAAGGAUGAAUUAGCUAGUUAAAAAUAAAAAGAUAAUCAAUAAGAGUAAGAGACUUAAGGCGAAUCGCAAUUAGAUGAGUUAAAAGUUAAAUAUGAAUAAGUAGAAUUGGAUUUAAAAUCUAAGCUCGAGGAAAUUAAUUAACUUUAAAAAUAAAAUGAAAACUUGUAAAGAGAGAAAUUAGAUUUUGAAAAGGAGAUAGCAGAUAUGAAAAGCUAAUUAAAUUCUACAGCUUUCUCUUCUUCAAACAAUAUCAUCAAUCUUGAAAACUCAGCUAUGAAUGAUUCCACAACACCUAGAAAUAGUUCCCUUGUAUCAACACCUGUGAAUAAUGAAGAAAAAAAAGAUAAUGAAGACAAAAAAGAUGAAAAAGAUAAAAAAGAAGAAAAGGAUAAAAAAUCUAAAGAAGCCAAAUCAGAUAAGCAGCAGACUGUAAAAAUGACUCUGGAGGAAUUGAAAAAAUGGGACGAAUAGGUUAAAGAAUUAAAAAAGAAAAGAAAAGAGUUAGAAAAAGAAAACAAGCAACUUAAAUAAGAAUUAGAAGAGAAAUCUAAAUAGCCUGUCUAAAACAUAGAUUCUUUAAAGCAAAUAGAGAGCCAGAAGAGAUAACUUGAACAACAAUAUAUGAAUUUAAAAAUUGAGCUAGAAGAAAAGAAUAAGCUGUAAUAAUCUUAGUAAAUUAAGAAAAAUCUUAACUUAGAAUCUCUUGAAGAAAGAUGCAGAAUUCUUUAAGGUCUGCUUGAUGAAAACUCAGUCAAUCUUUAAAAAGCCGAUAGAGAGAGAGAGUACUGGAAAGAAAAAUACACUGGCUUAUAAGAAGAUUUUAAUGCAAAGGAAGAAGAGUUGAAGAUUUAAAGAGAAAGUGCUAGAGAAAAAUUCAACUUAGAAAUGACUUUAUAAAGCCAGAUAUAGCAAAAUAGCAGUUUAAAUAAAUAAAUUCAAGAAUAUGAAAGAAAUUUGUAAGCAUAUAAGCAGCUUAAUGCGGAUAAUGAAAAUUUAAAGAAGGAAUGUGCUAAGUUAAGAGAGCUCGUUGACAAGCUACAAGAAGAAUUAGAAAAUAAGGAGAGAAAUUAAGAGAAACUAAGUCAUAAACUUAAUGAGUUAAAUGAACUAAAUGAUGAGUACCAAAAAAAGAUUAAUUACUUGGAGAAAUAAAGUGAGAGAUUGCAAAAUCAAAAAUCUGAGUUAGAAUAAAACUUAUAAUCUAUUACAACAUAACUUGAAGACAGCUAAAAUAUAUAAAAAAUUAACUAAAAGAAGUACUAAAAUGAGGUUUUAGAAAUUAAACAAGUUAGAGAUGGUUUAGUGUAAUAAGUCAAGGAAUUGAAAACAAAAAAUGAAUCUCUAGAAAACGAUGUAAGGUCUUUGAGAGAAGCUAAUAAAAAGCAAUUCCAUUCAACUAUUAAUGUUAACCCAGAAACAGCCAAAAAAGAUAAAAUUAUUUUAGAAUCACUAUCUAUUCGCAACCAAGAGCUUGAAGUGCAAAGCAAGUAGCAAAAAGAUAAAAUAGAAUUCAUGGACAAAUAAAUAAAAGAAAUACACAAAGUUUUGGAGAGCAAAAUAGCAAUAAUUUAGAACCUCUCUAAAGAGCUUUUCCAUAAAAAUCCUACUUCAGAAGAUAUUAAAGAUAUCUAUGAACAAAAAGAAUUACAAGAAGUUAAAAAUUAUAAAUUGAUGAAUUAUAAAGAAAUACAAGAUUUAAUUGAGAAAAUGUCUAUAGAAAAUAUCAGAAUGCGUAAAAAUGUAUUGAUUUUGGGCUAAGAACUUAAAGAGGCAAUGGACUCAUAAAAAAAAUGA
Messenger RNA from Tetrahymena thermophila SB210, 4947 nucleotides. RefSeq lists its product as hypothetical. Lineage: Eukaryota; Ciliophora; Oligohymenophorea; Hymenostomatida; Tetrahymenidae. The transcript is spliced from 7 exons. The record is from RefSeq and is a predicted model, not a curated record.